AUGUAUACAGGAUCAAACUUAAAAUUUGCAGAUGUAGAGAAAAUGGUUAUGAAUUCCAAUAACAUUAAUGCAAAAAUAGAGUUUAUUGAUACAAUCAAAGCAAAAUAUCCAACAGCUGACGAUGCUACAAAGAAAACAAUAAUUUUUUCUCUUUUCAAGCUUUGCAGAGAAGAUAUUGAUGUAGUACGACUUCAUGCAGUUCAAGUUUUCAUGGAUGAUAUAUCAAUUCCAAAAGAAUAUAUUUCAAAUUUAAUUAUUAAACCAGAAACAACAUUCACAGCGUUUAAAUUUAAUACAUAUCCAUAUUUUGGCAUUUUUGAUACCCUUUUGACCGAUAGAUUGCCUCUAGUUCGUGUAUCUGCAACACAAGCUUUAUCAAACUCAGAAUUUGACCAAGAUCAAGAACUAUCAAGCGUAAUUAUGAAAACAGCAGCUCAAAUGCUUAACGAUAACUCUAAUCUUGUUCGUGCAGCUGCAGUUCACAGCCUUAGAAAAAUUACAUCACGAAACAAUACUAAAUUUACAAUUGAAAAAGCACAAAUCCGUAUGGUUAUCGCUAUGCUUGAUGAUCCUAUUGAAGAAAAUCGUCACGAAAGCUUACUUUUAAUCAAAUAUCUUCUUGUUGAAGAUAUUCAACAAGUUGAACUUAUGAUUUCAGGUAUUGCCUUAGCAGCAUCACAUUACAGACAUGAUAGACCAUUAUAUAUUCAAUCAGCUCGUUCAUUUGGCGCAAAUAAUUGGUUCUUCUUCCAUUUGGCCGUUUUAAAGAUCCUCAAAAUCAUUCCAGAUGAACUUGACUUGUAUUCAAUGACAACCGUCAUACCUCUGGCCGCACUUUUUGCUGCAAGAAAAGUUCAAUGUUUUCCACUUCCUGAAUCGAUUGCCCAGCAUGAAGAGACAAUAGAAGCCAUCAUAGAAGGAUGCUCCGACGUAUCCGUUGUAGAAGAAAACAGACCAGUCAAUUUGGACGAACUUUCGGAUUAUAUCAAAGAUAAUUCUGGAAAUGCAAACUACUUUUACCAAGAAUGCACGGGUUUGGCCGAUGCUGUUGAUUAUGUAACUGGCUCUGGUAAAGAUAAUUACUUCCAAAUCGUAAAAACAGAUGAUGGCCAAACAAUUGUCAAUAAAAUCUCCGUAAGCUUAAUUCUUCCAGAAGAAAAUACUCCAAGUACGGCUUUGGUAUACGAUAGACUUGCUUUCUUCCUUCCUAUCCAAGCAAAACUUAAUCAUCCGAUUGAAAACAAGCUUUUGGUUAAAUCUUCAGCUGCUUUCGAUCCCCUUGAGCUUGAAGGAAACGGAACAUUGUUCAAAGGCUCUUAUAAGAUGCAAGUUGUCAAUUCAAAAAUUCCAUACAAAAUUACUCUUCAGUUUAUGAUCCAAUCAGAGGAAGGCAUAACCAAUAUUGGAAAACCUUUCGAUGUCUGGAUCGUUGGACGCUCAUAUAUCUAA
This is a messenger RNA of Trichomonas vaginalis G3, 1449 nucleotides long. RefSeq lists its product as uncharacterized. The record is from RefSeq and is a predicted model, not a curated record. Bases 1 to 1449 code for a protein of 482 amino acids. The transcript has a single exon. NCBI's taxonomy places the organism in Eukaryota, Parabasalia, Trichomonadida, Trichomonadidae.